AUGUACCGUUGUUUUCUAGCCGUUGCUUUGCUGUUCAUCCUGGAGGCAUCGGACGUUAGUUCCUCUCUCCCAUAUAUGAAUCCAGAUCUUCAAAAAUAUCAAGAUCCAGGAAAGUGUCUGCCGCUCCAAGAGAAGUGGUACACAUUAUACAGGAACUACAAGUCAGACCCUGUCUUUGGUGGAACUGAUCAAUGCAUCGAAUUCACUUGUCUGGGUCCGGCAGCGGACGAUACCUUCGCUUUUACAAUUAGAUACGGAGACACUACGGCAAACUUCACCCUGACCGCCUCGGCAUCUGAAGGAUACACGACCAAUAAUCUUCUGCACUUUAAACAGGAUGGACAAGACGAGUCAAAUUUGGUGACUGCCUCAUACUCGGACUGCAUGACCUGCGUUGUAUUCAGAAGCACAUACUUAGACGAUGGGGCCUGUUCCCUUAUUGUUCCUGAAAGCGCGCUGGGAAGUGACCUCCAGUGUUGCGACUACCUCUUUGACCUACUCUGCGACGCAACCCCGAAGUUCACCAUCUACGAUGAAAGCUGCUUCAAGUGAAUAAUCGUCGAGCAGCAGGUACCUCAAGUGAAACGUUGC
Ixodes scapularis (black-legged tick) is the source of this 591-nucleotide messenger RNA. RefSeq lists its product as uncharacterized. Gene Ontology annotation, biological process: symbiont-mediated perturbation of host defenses. The record is from RefSeq and is a predicted model, not a curated record. Gene Ontology annotation, molecular function: amine binding. The coding region runs from base 1 to 552 and encodes 183 amino acids. Lineage: Eukaryota; Metazoa; Arthropoda; Arachnida; Ixodida; Ixodidae. The transcript has 5 exons.